AUGGAGAGAAUUAAGGAGGUGAAUAUACAGCUCAAUCAUCUUGUCACGCGCGUAGACGCGUUUACCUGGCCUUCACAGCGUCUCACAGCCCUUCGUCAAGAAGCCGACAAUGCCGUUGCUCGUGCGGAGGAGGCAGAGGCAAAGAACAAGAAGAUGGAGCAGGUUCUGCUUGAGAAAGACCAGGAGAUCACCUCUCUGCAGCACAAGUUGUCUGUGAUGGACGGCGAUCUUGAGAAGGCCGAGAACAAGCUCGCCGCCGCAAAGACUGCUCAGGAAGAGGGCGAUCAAAGCAAGACGAUCAACGAGGGCUUGCAAAGAAAGAUCCAACUACUUGAGGAGGAGCUUGAUGCGGCAGACAAGAACCUGAAAGAUGCCAUGGAGAAGUGUGUCUUGAUUGAUCCGGUGCUGUGUGAUUUGGCUAACCGUGUUAUGCAUAGGUUGAGGCAGGUUGAUGUCAAGGCGGAGCACUUCGAGCGACAGGUUCAGCGUCUCGAGCAGGAACGAGACCAGUGGGAGAAGAAAUACGAGGAAGCACAAACGAAAUACCGCGAGUCCAAAGCCGAGUUGGACGAUCUGGUUGCCAACAUGGAAGGACUCUGA
Molecule: messenger RNA, 600 nt
Organism: Fibroporia radiculosa
Lineage: Eukaryota; Fungi; Basidiomycota; Agaricomycetes; Polyporales; Fibroporiaceae
Exons: 2
Coding region: 1-600 (199 amino acids)
Source: RefSeq, a predicted model, not a curated record